Molecule: messenger RNA, 1291 nt
Organism: Marasmius oreades (fairy-ring Marasmius)
Lineage: Eukaryota; Fungi; Basidiomycota; Agaricomycetes; Agaricales; Marasmiaceae
Exons: 4
Coding region: 2-1291 (429 amino acids)
Biological process (GO): signal transduction
Cellular component (GO): nucleotide-activated protein kinase complex; cytoplasm; nucleus
Molecular function (GO): protein kinase binding
Source: RefSeq, a predicted model, not a curated record
CAUGGCUGACUGGCACGCAGUCACUUUCGAAUGGCCUUAUGAUAGCGCCAACAAUGUCACAGUCACUGGAACUUUUGACCGAUGGUCAUCAUCAGUACGACUCGAGAAACAAGAUUCAUCCUUUAAGGCAACCGUGAAAGUCCCGUGGAAUGAAAAGGUUGCAUACAAGUUUAUUGUCGAUGGAGAAUGGCUGGUGAAUGAGAGAGCACCGACCGAGAGAGAUUCUGCGGGCAACCUAAAUAACAUCUAUGUCGCCCCCGAGAAACCCGCGGAACCGUCGCAUUCAGACUCUACUGCGCAGUCCGUCCGCGUGCUAGAGAAAGUCGAAGAAACACCCAAAGAGCAAGUCCUGUCAACAGAUGAUGGCAAAGACGUGUCUGCCCCUCAGCUUCUCUCGGAUUUGGCGCAAACCGUGGUAGCAGCAGAAGGCACAGAAUCCCCUGUGGAUUAUGUAGCCUCCGGUAUAGGUGCAGCGAUACAAGGAGUUUUUGGGGUGGAUCCCAUAAACACUGAUAAGAUGCCCGUACAAACUCCCAAGGCAGAGCUUGUAAAGGCUUCCGCUGUAGAGGCUUCAACAACAAAUCAUACUGAUGUCAAAGACCAGCUUGUCGAAUACGCAAAGGCCGCUGGUGUCGAAAGCGACAGUCCACAAGUUGACGUUGCGGCUAACAGUGUUCCCGGGCUCAAUGGUACAUCCACCUCCACCCAAGAUUCUGGGUCAGCUGAACCUGUCCAAAUACCAUCAAUCCUUCCUGUUGUUUCGACUGUUGAUUCCACGUUGUCCCCGCCACCAGAGGAAGUUGUAACUGCUCAUGGCCCAUCAACCCACACACCUGUUGGCAUUUCCAAUUCCUCAGAUACAAGUGCUGCCGCUGUUUCCAAAGCUGAGACACCCGUCGUUGGAUCUCCGGACGUUCUCGUGGCGCCCGAAGCGGAAACUAGCUCUUCUCCUGUUUCCUCAUCCAACGUCCAAGGCACUAGGACUGCAGCUUCAAUUUCUGGUAGAGAGACCAACGGAAACAAUGUGCAUCCAACAGACGGCUCAAUCGUUACGCCUACCUCAUCAACUCCAGCGAGUAGAGCCACUUCCCCUACACCCUCGACGCCAGUUAAAGACAAACACCAGAGGUUCCCCUCCACUGUUUCAAAUGAAUCCCCGAAAUCCGACAAAUCCUCAUCCUCUUCGAGGUUUAGAACCAUGUCAGGUACUGGUUCAAUUAGAAAAUCAUUGGCUGGCCUGCGGAGAGUCAGCAUAAAAGGGAUCUUUGGCAAACAUAAAGAGGAGAAUUAG